This is a messenger RNA of Tupaia belangeri chinensis (Chinese tree shrew), 2618 nucleotides long. RefSeq names its product tripartite motif containing 10 (gene TRIM10). Lineage: Eukaryota; Metazoa; Chordata; Mammalia; Scandentia; Tupaiidae. The transcript is spliced from 7 exons. Gene Ontology annotation, molecular function: zinc ion binding; protein binding. The coding region runs from base 714 to 2159 and encodes 481 amino acids. The record is from RefSeq and is a predicted model, not a curated record.
CGUCACCAUGAAUCUAUGACGGCCAUGACUCUUUCUCCUCCCCCACACAGGGGCUGUUUUAACCUAUAUCAAAGCCCACGGCAGACCAGUUGGGGCAUCGCGGUUGAAAUUGCCUGGGCCGUGUACACCCAGCACAGGGACCUUAUCUGAGGCCCCAUGCUCCCCUGGCAGCUGACUGGCAAGUCCGAGGCUGGCUGAUACCCGCAAUCUCCCUGGAGACAGCUGGCCAUGCUGCGGGGAGGCCGGGGAGCAGCACCACUCUGAGACCCAAAAGAAGAGCGAUCUCCUCCGACAGUGGACGGCUGCGCUACGACCACUUCCCUUCUGUAGGAAGCGCUUCGGGACGGGCGGGAAGGAACAGCAAGCCCAGGUCAUGGAUGCCCGUCUGGAGAGUAACUGAGGUCACCUCUGCAGGGCUGUGAGGCCCUCUCCCUCCCCUCUGCUAUUUCUGCAUCUCUGCCGUUGGGAGACGUGUGUUAGCUCCUUCGAGAGAGUGGAAUGACAGACCCACUGCCGGGGUGCAAGUGGGUGCCUCGUCUGGGCCUGAGUGACUAGGCCGGUGUCAGUGCAGAUUUAAGAUGUGCCUGCGUCCAGCCGUGUGCACCUGCCAGCAUGUGAGUGUGCGCUGUGUGUCCUCACGGCUCCCCCAGCCCUUCUCCCUCACAAAGCAGAGAACGUAAGCUCGAGGAGCCCACAGACCUAGCAGCACCGGCAUGGCCAUGGCUGCCUCGGUGAGCAGCCUGGCCGAGGAGGUCAACUGUCCCAUCUGCCAAGGCACCCUGAUGGAGCCGGUCACCAUCGACUGUGGGCACAACUUCUGCCGUGGCUGCCUCACCCGCUACUGCGAGAUCCCAGGCCCGGAAUCUGAGGAGUCCCCCACCUGCCCGCUCUGCAAGGAGCCUUUCCACCCAGGGAGCUUCCGGCCCAACUGGCAGCUGGCCAACGUGGUGGAGAACAUCGAGCGCCUCAAGCUGGUGUCCACGCUGGGCUUGGAAGAGGAGGACGUCUGCCCGGAGCACGGGGAAAAGGUCUACUUCUUCUGUGAGGAUGACGAGAUGCAGUUGUGUGUGGUCUGCCGGGAGGCCGGGGAGCAUGGGGCCCACACCGUGCGCUUCCUGGAGGAGGCAGCCGGUCCCUACAGGGAACAAAUACAGAAGUGUCUUAAGUGUCUAAGAAAAGAGAGAGAGAAGAUUCAAGAAAUCCAGUCAAGAGAAAAUAAAAGGAUCCAAGUCCUCCUGACUCAGGUGGCCACCAAGAGGCAGCAGGUGAUUUCCGAGUUCGCACAUCUGAACCAGUUCCUGGAGGAACAGCAGAGCGUCCUCUUGGCACAGCUGGAGCGGCUGGAUGGGGACCUCGUGAAGCAACAGAAUGAGUUCGACUUCCUGGUCACUGGGGAGAUCUGCCGGUUCAGUGCUCUGAUCGAAGAACUGGAGGAGAAGAACGAGAGGCCAGCCAGGGAGCUGCUGACGGACAUCAGAAGCACUCUCAUAAGAAGUGAAACCAGGAAGUGCCGGAAACCAGAGGCUGUGUCCCCUGAGCUGGGCCAGAGGAUUCGGGACUUCUCCCAGCAAGCCCUUCCUCUGCAGAGGGAGAUGAAGACGUUUCUGGAAAAACUCUGCUUCGAGCUGGACUAUGAGCCAGCUCACCUCUCUCUGGACCCCCAGACGGCACACCCCAAGCUCCUCCUGUCCGAGGACCUCCAGCGGGCUCGCUUCUCCUACAAAUGGCAGAACUCACCAGACAGCCGCCAGCGUUUUGACCGGGCCACCUGCGUCCUGGCCCAAGAUGGCUUCACAGGGGGGAGACACACGUGGGUGGUGAGCGUAGACUUGGCCCACGGGGGCAGCUGCACGGUGGGCGUGAUGAGCGAGGACGUGCAGCGGAAGGGGGAGGUCCGGCUGCGGCCAGAGGAGGGCGUGUGGGCGCUCAGGCUGGCGUGGGGGUUCGUCUCCGCUCUGGGCUCCUUCCCCACCCGGCUGGCCCUGGAGGAGCAGCCCCGGCAGCUGCGAGUGUCUCUGGACUACGAAGUGGGCUGGGUGACCUUCUCCAAUGCUGUCACCCAGGAGCCCGUCUACACCUUCACGGCCUCCUUCUCGCAGAAGGUCUUUCCCCUCUUUGGGCUCUGGGGCCGAGGGUCCAGUUUCUCUCUGAGCUCCUGAGAGAGCGCAGUGACUCUUUGAUAAAGGACUCACAUCUAGCACCACCUGGACCUGCCCCUGGCUGGGUCAUCAGGCAGACUUGGAACAGAAACGGCUCCUUUAGACAAUGUGAAGGUCUGUGGUAAGGGACAAGGUGGACGACCUUCCAUCCACUGGUCAGGCUCUCCCCAGUGCUCCGGUUGCUGCCAGCCCUCCUCCCUGCACCCCACCAGGCGCAGUAGCUGUGUAGAGGAAGGGGUACUAGAUUUGGAGCCGGAAGACCUGGGUUCUAGACCUGGUCUUAUAACCAACCAAUCAUGUGAGUCUAAGCUAGGCACCCCAACUCUCUUCACCUUGUUAUCUCCCCAAAAUAUCAGUGUUCUCGUACCUAUAUCCUCAGGAAAUAUUUAUUGUGUGCUAAUUAUGAACCAAGCAGUGUGGUGGCCAUUAGCAAUUUGAAAAUAAAAUCAAUCGACUUGU